Molecule: messenger RNA, 1129 nt
Organism: Argentina anserina (silverweed cinquefoil)
Lineage: Eukaryota; Viridiplantae; Streptophyta; Magnoliopsida; Rosales; Rosaceae
Product: tetraspanin-8-like
Exons: 2
Coding region: 53-856 (267 amino acids)
Biological process (GO): auxin-activated signaling pathway
Cellular component (GO): plasmodesma; plasma membrane
Source: RefSeq, a predicted model, not a curated record
UCUCUCUCUCUCUCUGUAACAAGAAACCGCAAUUUCCCUUUGCAGCGUGAAAAUGAAGCUGAGCAACAACCUGGUGGGGGCCCUGAACCUCCUGACCUUCCUCCUCUCCAUCCCGAUCGUCGUCGCCGGCGUCUGGCUGAGCAAGCAAGGCAGCACCGAGUGCGAGAAGUUCUUGGACAAGCCGGUCAUCAUCCUCGGCGUGUUCCUCAUGCUCGUCUCCCUCGCCGGCUUCAUCGGCGCCUGUUUCCGCGUCUCCUGGCUUCUCUGGGUCUACCUCCUCGUCAUGUUCCUCCUCAUCGUCGUCCUCUUCGCCUAUACCAUCUUCGCCUUCGCCAUCACCAACAAAGGCGCCGGCAACGCCCUCUCCGGCAAGGGCUACAAGGAGUACAAGCUCGGCGACUACUCCCACUGGCUUCAGAAGAGAGUUAACAGCACCAAGAACUGGGACAAGAUCAAGAGCUGCCUCAGUGAUAGCAAAGUCUGCUCCGAUUUCCAGGAUAAGUAUCUCAAUGAUACUCUCACCCAGUUCUACGUCGAGAACCUCUCUUCUCUUCAGUCCGGAUGCUGUAAGCCAUCAGAUGAAUGUGGUUUUACCUAUGUGAGUCCCACCGUCUGGACCAAGAAUACUACUACAGUGUCUGCCAAUCCUGACUGCAAUGUAUGGGAUAGUGAUCCAAAGGUUCUGUGCUUCAACUGCCAGUCAUGUAAGGCCGGACUGCUCGACAAUCUGAAAAGUAACUGGAAGAAGACGGCUGUUGUCAACAUUGUCUUCCUUAUCUUCCUCAUCAUCGUGUAUUCUAUUGGGUGCUGCGCAUUCAGGAACAACAGGAGGGACAAUCAAUAUUACAAGCACUGAUUGAAUAUUCGAAGCAGCAGUAGUAAGUUGGAUUGGAUGUAAAGAGUAGUUGGGGACUUUCUCUUAUUACUGAUGGAAACUUAUGUCCUAUUGACCUUUUCAGUGUUAAAAUUUCUUGUAAAGUCUUUCAUCAUUGUUGAUGGUUAGGUUUCAGCUUUAAAAUGGUAUAGCUUAUGUCUAUGUUUCUCAGCUGCUACUAUUUCGUGAUACACAGCCUCUUGUUCUAUAUGACAUUGUUUUAGAAAGAUGAUGAUUCAGCUCAGUUGUUUUGCA